AUGAAACAAAGAGUUAAGUUGGACGAUGACGAGUCUGACGCCGACUUGGAGAAUACUAUCACCGCUACGUCCGCCGUCGUGUGCGUCGCGCAGGUGGCGGAAAACGCGAAUAUAUCUACCAAAAAAAAUAAAGGCGACGACGACGUGGAUCUAGAUAGUAUAAAAAUUUCUAUAGUAAUUCCUGAGUUCGGUCCUAUUCUAUUAACGGACGCCGAUGUGUCAAACGCGUGGGGUGAGGAAUAUGCCUGCCGAGUACGCGUAGUAUUAGAUAAGUAUUCGCUAUUCUUCCGUCCGGAGCUGGGACAUUUCAAGGGGGAAGAGAUGGGGAUACCAUUCCAUGAUGAACGUGAUGUCAAAGGUCUGAAGCAAAACCCUUAUUCGCUGACACCUGCGACGUGUCAACACUCGUAUAAUAAUGCAUAUCCGUUGCCACGACAAGACGACGUCCUCAGCGCACUUGGCGGCUCCAUAGUGUUUACUUCGUUAGAUAUUACGAAGAGGUACUUUCAGCAACCAGUCAGACGCGAGAAUUGUUGGAAGACUGCUUUCACCACUCCACACCGUGGUCAUGAGUAACUGACAGUUGCAUCAAUGGGGCUUGCGUCUUCCCCAGGGUUCUUCCAAGCAAAAAUGGAAUCCAUUUUAAGCCGUUACUUAUGGGAUUUUGUGCUUGUUUAUAUCGACGACAUUAUAAUCUACAGUCGGGACAUAGACGAACACCUGAGACACCUAGAUACUGUACUCGAGAUGCUCCAAGCAAGCGGGAUAAUGUUGUUCUUGUCUAAGUGUCAUUUCGCCUAUCCGUCUGUUAAGCUGCUCGGCCACCACGUAUUGCGACUUGGUAUUGCUACUACAGAUGACAAAGUCGCUGCUGUACGCCGGAUACGUUUUCCGACUACUGUGGGUGGUCUGGAAACUGGUGUCGCGUUUUUCAACUACUAUUGACGCUUCGUCGAAUACUUCGCGUUGAUGGCCGAGCUGUUACACAAGCUUAAAGCCUUGCGGCUGCGGGCGGGACUGAAGAAAGAUUAACCACGAAAACUCCAAAGUAUGGAAGCAUGGAAUACUAUCCGUGCCUGUCCGAUUUCUGCUCUAAUACUUAUAUAUCCUGAUUUUUUGAAACUGUUUAAGUUCUAUGUCGAUGGGAGCAAGAAAUGGGGAUUCAGUAUUAUUAUAUACUAAAUUAGUAGAGAUAAUAUUAAAUAUCUAAUUAUAUAUCUGUCUAAGAUAUUAUUUUUAGUAGAAUAAAACUACAUGGUAAUAGAGCUCAAAUGCACCGCGCUGAUUUGGGUGUUAAUAAAGCUAUUCUAAUAUACUGAUAGUAUUAUAUUUAUUAUUAUAAUAAACCACUUCGUAUUAAUUAAUAUAUUCUAA
Messenger RNA from Aspergillus niger, 1374 nucleotides. RefSeq lists its product as uncharacterized. The record is from RefSeq and is a predicted model, not a curated record. The annotation marks the transcript as partial. The transcript has 4 exons. Lineage: Eukaryota; Fungi; Ascomycota; Eurotiomycetes; Eurotiales; Aspergillaceae.